AUGAGUUUCAAUCUUGAGAAACUGAACAGGGGGCUCACGCGGUUGGCGAGUGUGCGUCAGUACCCGAUCGCGAAGAAGCAAUACGUGGCGAAGCAGACAAAGGGUCGCGUCUUCCGCGUCGGUGUACUGCACAAGAAGGAGCUGACGGAGACGGCGCUGCUGCGUAACCGACGUGGCUUCAUCAACGCACAGCUCAACACCGUUGCCCAUGCCCCCUCUCUGUAUCACUGGCUUUUCCAUCGCUGCGGCAUCCCGUUUGCGGAGACGCAGGCGCUGGCGAAGAGCGGCCGUUUAAAGGUGAAUGACGUGGUUGUAUCAAGUGCCACCGACCUCGAGAGCCAGCUUAGUUGGGAGACGUUUCAGCAGCUGGACAUCCAGGUCUGCUCUUCUCUACCAGCACUGCAGUCGAGCUCGUCGACAGGCCCGCACGCACGGGAUACCUCACGCGCUGCCCAGGGCACGUGGGUGCCGGCGCUAAAGCGCGCGCUGCACCGCACCUACACCUUUAUCUAUCUCCAUCCUGGCGUGUCUGUCUCCUCGGAGGAGAGCGAGCCCCGUAGUUUUGUGCACCGCAUGGCCCCGAUCAUGGGCACGGACCCAAGCCCGCUGCUCGGGCUCAACGUGCUCCGGCCAAUAGGGUUCUUUGAUGGCAUGAAGGGCAUUGGCAUUGCAAGCAACGACGUCUCCAUGGUACGGUACUGGAACAACGAGAGCCUCGGCAACUUUGGCGUGUACGACGUGCGCUUUCCUCGCGGGACACCGCUCGAGGUGGUGCAGCACGCCGCAAAGGCCGUUGAGGCGACGCUGCGAGCAAGAGUGCAGCCUCAGCUCUCAACUGACGUCGGUGUGUCGUGCUCGUGCGUAUGCUGCCCACCACCGCCGCCGUCACGCGACACCGUCGCAAACCAGUUGUUCUCUUCGAUACCGCUGCUCACGGAAGAGCGACUGCUCGUCACAACGCCUCUGCUGCCGUAUCGAGCGGCACGCAGACUCCAGCGCAGCGGUGCCCUCAUCUCUCUCGUACGGAACGGUCCUUUUGUUCUGCAUUCCUCGCUCGUGCAGGAGACGCUGCGGCCAUGCAGCGCUACGGAUCUGGCGCUUCUCUUCACUUUCGAGCGUCGCUUGAAGACAAACCGCAUGGUGCUGAGUCUCCGCGAGUUCGACGUUGAGAAAAAAGCGUAA
Messenger RNA from Leishmania mexicana MHOM/GT/2001/U1103, 1182 nucleotides. RefSeq lists its product as hypothetical. The transcript has a single exon. Lineage: Eukaryota; Euglenozoa; Kinetoplastea; Trypanosomatida; Trypanosomatidae. The record is from RefSeq and is a predicted model, not a curated record. Bases 1 to 1182 code for a protein of 393 amino acids.